This is a messenger RNA of Lizanozyma spartinae, 1179 nucleotides long. RefSeq lists its product as uncharacterized. The transcript has a single exon. Gene Ontology annotation, cellular component: cytoplasm; nucleus. The record is from RefSeq and is a predicted model, not a curated record. The coding region runs from base 1 to 1179 and encodes 392 amino acids. Gene Ontology annotation, molecular function: GTPase regulator activity. Lineage: Eukaryota; Fungi; Ascomycota; Pichiomycetes; Serinales; Debaryomycetaceae.
AUGGACGCAAUUAUAUCAAAGGCGAGUAACCAGGCAGUGACUUUUGCUAUCCGAUCAGGGAUAUCAUUGGCCUCUGGGUAUGCUGUCAAGACAGUCAGUAAGUAUUUAGAAACCCAAAGAAAGGUGGCAAUCGAUGCUGCUGCUUCCAAGAGACUCCAAAAACUCCAAACACUGCUUGAAAGUCGCGUUCGAGUUCUUACGGAGACAUUUAGUCUUGUUCGGCUAUUAGCAACUGUGGGGAGAGCAGAAACAUGGGACGCAGUAGUGGCUUUGGUAGAUCAAUUGGAAACAGAGCUAGCAACAUUUACAAUUAGUGUAGAUGAGACACCUGAAAUAGUAGAGAGGAAGAUUCAAUCUUUAACUGCUGAAAUCAAUGGCUUACUCCCAGUUCUUACUUUAGCAUUAACUACAGCUAAUGUUACUCAUAUGUACUAUUAUACGCCAGAAAAGGUGAGUUUAACAAGUUUAUUACGUCUGUAUGACCGAAUGAAACAGAAUGAGACAUCAUUUGAUCUUAAACUCUACUCAAUCUUCUAUAAUCCAGGCCGAAUCACAGAUGGAGGUGAUCCUACAUUAGCUAUUUCUUGGAAGGAAACUUUUGCAAGAUGUAAAGUGAAAAUAAUUGAAGAAAGUCCAUUUAGGUAUUCGCUAUCCGUGGAGGAACUGUUUGAUGAUGAAAGAUAUCACGACGACGAUGAAAAGCCACUCAAGAUGAGAUAUAAUGUUGAUGUAAUUAACAAGAUGUUUUUUACAAGGCUGGGAAACUUACUUCGAUUAGAUAAUGGCGAUUACCCUGUUUUAAUUUUGAAAUUGGUAGAUGACGGUAAAGAGGAGUGGCUUGCCUUUGGCUCAUACGAAGAGACUAAAAGCGAUGAUGAAGAAUCAGAUAGCGACGAAGAAGAAGAUGAUGGGACAAAAAAUAAUAAUGUAAAAGGGAAAGAGAGGGAUUUUUCCAAGACUUAUGCCAAUUCUGAGCUUAACCUUCUUGAUACAAUAAUUCGUUUAUACAAAUAUGAACAAGCCGAAAGAAAACAUGUUCUCAAUGCCACUGAUUCAAAGUUAGCCAUUUACCUAAAUAAGGAUCAAUCGCAGCAAAUCGAUUAUAAUACCCAUCUGUCAUCUUCAAAUGCUAUACUCAACUCCAACAUAUCUCGGUUAGAUACGUUAAAGUUGGAAUAA